Molecule: messenger RNA, 30542 nt
Organism: Pelobates cultripes (western spadefoot toad)
Lineage: Eukaryota; Metazoa; Chordata; Amphibia; Anura; Pelobatidae
Source: the annotation of a GenBank genome assembly
CUAGUGUUUAGGUCUCCGCCAGGUUACCUCCGGAAGUAAAGCGCUGUCUGAUUGGUUAGAAUCUUGGGUCGCCUAGCAACAGAGCGCGUCUGCUGCCCGUGAACCAGGGGAGCUGUGAUUGGCUGGGGAUCAGCAUACAGCGCCUCACUCUGUCUGCGUGACCCGUAAUACCUAUUAUAACAACACCCGAAAUAUCCAAUGCUCCCCAACUGGGUAGCUGCCUGCCCCUCCACCACCAGAGCCCCUACCCACCGCCCCCCCUCUAACACUGAUACCAGUCCUCGCAGGGCUUCAUCUGCUGCUUAGUCCGUAUCGCUGUCCAGCAGUCAUGUCACUGCGCACUCUGCCCCUGCUCUUUGUUAACCUGGGGGGAGAGAUGCUCUAUAUUUUGGACCAGAGGCUGACAGCCCAGAACAUCCCCCCGGAGAAAGCCAGGAAAGGUGAGCGCACCCUCCCUCCUCCCCCUAUACCCCGUGAAGAUAAUGGACCGACAGGAGAGACCAACACGAUGGCUGUCUAACAGAGAAUGCACACUGUGUACAGGGAUUGUUGGGAAUUCAAAGUUAAUUUCAUAAUUGUUAAGGCAAAUGCGAAACAUUAGAAAACAAAUCUAUAUUCUAUCCAGAUUUGGCUUAAAAUUCACAUUGAGAAUUAGCCAAUCCCAAAUUGUAAGGGAAUUUUGUGAAUUGCAAAUAUUAGGCAGAAAAUUAUCAAACUGUGAAAAUUAUUAAACUGCAGCUGAGCUUGGAGAUUUUUUUCCAUACCCGCUGUAUUUGCCUAAAUUUUGCCAUACGGAUUUCAGAUCGCUCAGAUUUUAAUUAUUGUGAAUGGCCCCUUUUAUGAAUUUACUUUGAAUUCUUGACCAUUCACAUUUUAGUGAAUAAUCCGUGUAUAACAUUCUCCCUGAGAGUUCCCCGAGUUUCCUGAGAAAUGUAACAAUGUACAUAAUGUAACCUGUGGUGUGUCAGAUCUGAGUGUGACCACUACUGCAGGCUGUCGUUUUGGUAUGCUUAGUGUGCUCCUUUAAAUUUAACCAGUAGUUAUGACGUGUAGCUUAACUAAAAUAUUUGAAGAAAAAACCUUAAACAGGGACAUGGUUUCAAGAUUUGAUCCAGUUAUGAAUCUGAAUACUUUUUCUGAGUCUGGUCUAAUGAAUGAAAAUACACAAGAAUUCACACAUUUAAUUUUCAGUGUUAUUCACUAAAAUUAAAAUUUACUAAGGAAUGUAAAAUUUUAGACCUAAACAAACAAACUGAAAAAAAACCUUUAGUCAUAAAGGAAUACUCCCACCAUUUUUAGUGGUUAUAGUGGCAGGACACACCUGGCGCCAUCCCACCUUUCUAACACGGUUUAACAACUUACCUGUUCCUGCUGGACUUUCCUUUCUUCUUGAAAUUCCCCUUUGAGUACAGUAACACUGACAGUUUUUUGAAAAUGUUGCACUUGAUAUGGUAGAUAUAUUUCAAACAAAUAAUAUAAAUUUUGUAGAGAAAUAAACUUCUAUGAGAAGCUAGACAAAGAAAUACGUUUUAAAUGGGUCACGAUUUAAGGUGAUGCAUUUAGUAAGUGUGGGUUGGCAUUUUUGAGGCAGUUUAAAAAAGAGCUAUUUUGGAACUGUUAUUAUUAUUAUUAUUAUUAUUAUUAUUAUUAUUAUUGGUAUUUAUAUAGCGCCAACUAAUUCCCCAGCGCUUUACUAUAUUAUGUUAAUAAGCAUUUUAAUAAGAGUGCUUCAGUUAAAUUACCUCCUAAUGCAGUGGUGCAAUGGACCGAUAGUUUUAACCCUGCUAUGUAACGCAUUGCUGUUGAGUAUAUAUUGCAGUGCUUACAUUUCAGUAUUAAAUCUGCCUCUUGGUGGCUGUCGACCUAUUUACACAUUGCAAUCAAAGUUCGAAAUUAAAGUCCAGUGUUAUACAUUUAUGUAUAACACAAGCGUGAACCUACUUUAGAUUACCCCCGCUUCAGGUGCCUCUUUGGAGGUGACCACAGGAAAGUAUAAAUUUGAGGAGGUUUUGGAUAGUAAUGUCACUUUAAUUGUAAUUUUAAUUUGGUAUAGAACAGAUAUAUGAUAUGCAUUGUGAGUAUAUACAUAAAAGCACUAUCACUUUCAUUGUUUAGUUUUAACACUGCAUUUUAUAAAAAUAGUUUUGUCACAUUAAUUUUGCCUUAUACAUAUUCACAAUGCCCUUUCACUAAUUCUGGCCCUAGCUGAUAGAGGAAUGGUAUCUAAAGAGAGAAAACAGUCCCUGCUGGUAAAAUAACAUGAUAGAAUUAUUCUGUCAUGGGUCCUUAAGGGAAGGACAUUUAUCACGGAUGAAUUCCGUCAUGCGUUGUUAAUGGGUUAAACAGGCUCGUAAGAAUUGGAGAAACUAAGGUAAGGUGUAGAUGAUACUGGAUUAACUACUUGGCUGUUGCUGUAUCUAAAAACAAAAUCAGAUAAGUAACUAAGGGAUUUCAUCUGCUAUCCCAGGAGAAAAUGGAUGGCAUCAUGAUUUACUAAUGUAAUGUUCUUGUUGAGUUAAGUGGUAAAUUGUUUUGUCAAUAGCAGAUAAGGGGUAAACUAUUUAAUGACAAUGUAUUUUGAACAUUCAGUCCUUUUCACAAUAUGUAUAUCCCCUUAAGGACAGUGGGCAUUCUAUGCCAUCCUUUUUGAGGCAGUCCUAAAUGCCAGCGGGCGACAUAAAACGUCCCUGCCGUCCUUCGUCCUUCAUACUAACUGGGUCCCCGCCGAUCCCACGCCGGCGGUCCCGAUGUCUGCCUUUAGAGCUCAGGCAGACCACCUCUGCCCCAUCCGGCCCCUUGCAUACAUCCAUCUAUAAAAACACACACCCCACACCACCCCACCCCCACAUGGUAUAACAAAUGGGGUAUGUCCAGUCUUUUUUAGUAGCCCAUUUUAUAAUUGAGAUAUAUAUAUAUAUAUAUAUAUAUAUAUAUAUACAUACACAUACACACACACACACACACACACACACACACACACACACACACACACACACACACACACGUCAUUCUAAAUGUAUUUUGAAUUUAAUAUAUAUGUAUAUUAAAGGACCACUAUAGUGCCCUGAGGGUGCCCCCACCCUCAGGGACCCCCUCCCGCUGGGCUCUGGGCAGAGGAAGGGUUAAACUUACCUCUUUCUCCAGCGUCGGGCGGGGAGCUCUCCUCCAUAGUGACGUCAUCGGCUGAAUGCGCAAGCGCGGCAAGAGCCGCGCACAUUCAGCCAGUUCAUAGGAAAGCAUUUACAAUGCUUUCCUAUGGACGCUGGCGUCUUCUCACUGUGAGAAGACAGCCACUAGAGGCUGGAUUAACCAUAUUAUAAACAUAGCAGUGGUCCUUUAAUAUCAAAAUACAGUUAGAACAAAUUAAAAUCAGUAUAUAAGGUUUAAAAAAAAAAAAAAAAUUAUUUAUAUAUGUGUAUAAACAGAAAAAUUUACUUUCCAAAACACCAUAAAACCUGUACAAUGAGGAUACUGUUUUACUCAUAAGACAUCGCUGAAUACAAAUAUGUGAAGUUUAUUACAGUAACCGCUAACAGUAUUGUGACAUACUAAAAAAAAUAACAAAAUGUUUAUGUGUGGGUGCACAUAAUAUAAAGAGGUGAAUUACUCCUGAACAGACAGUGCAAAUUCAAGGUUUUGUUUUGAUCACAACUUGUACAACUUCCUCAGUCCUUAACCCCUUAAGGACACAUGACGUGUGACAUGUCAAGAUUCCCUUUUAAUCCAAAAGCUUGGUCUUUAAGGGGUUAAAGGACCACUCUAGGCACCCAGACCACUUCAGCUUAAUGAAGUGGUCUGAGUGCCUGGUCCUUCUAGGGUUAACCCAUUUUUUCUUAAACAUAGCAGUUUCAGAGUAACUGCUAUGUUUAUGAAUGGGUUAAGCCUUCCCCUAUUUCCUCUAGUGGCUGUCUCAUUGACAGCCACUAGAGGCGCUUGCGUGCUUCUCACUGUGAUUUUCACAGUGAGAGCACGCCAGCGUCCAUAGGAAAGCAUUAUGAAUGCUUUCCUAUGUGACCGGCUCAAUGCGCGCACAGCUCUUGCCGCGUGUGCGCAUUCAGCCGACGGGGAGGAGAAGAGGAGGAUCGGAGGAGGAGAGCUCCCCGCCCAGCGCUGGAAAAAGGUAAGUUUUUAACCCCUUUCCCCCUUCCAGAGCAGGGCGGGAGGGGGUCCCUGAGGGUGGGGGCACGAGUGUUUUCCUGGCACUAUAGUGGUCCUUUAAGGGGAUAAAUUGAGCAGACUAUUGGAGACAGACAUUUUUAAAAUAUUUGUUCAAGCAACUUUCACCCACCAACCCCAAUAGAAAUAGUACCUAAACCUCCACUGCCACCCCCACCCCCCCAAAAAAGCAGCAUGAAUCUUAUGAGGUUUUAUAAGUACUAUGGUCUGUUUAUCUAUUAAUAAAUAAUUGAAAUGAGUUUUUGUUGGACUAUUUUGUAACAGGUUAGACUUAAAGGGACACUAUAGUCACCAGAACAACCACAGCUUAUUGUAUUUGUUCUGGUGAGUAGAAUCAUUUCCAGCAGGCUUUUUCAUGUAAACACUGCCUUUUCAUAGAAAAGUGGAUGAAAAUACUAUCCCAAUGGGGAUAGAUGGUGUGCUACAGAGACCUAUCAAUAUGGGGUAACCCAGCAAAAUAUGCACAAAAUAAUAACUAUAAUCUAAUAUUCCUAGGCACAUAAGACCAAAGUAGCCAUUGUACAGCGCUACGGAAUCUGAUGGCGCUAUAUAAAUAAUAAUAGGCCCUCAGUAAAUGUAUAUACCAUGUUUAUACUAAAGGACCUACUUUGGUCUUAUGUGCCUAGGCAUAUUAGACUAUAGUUGUUACUUUUUUUUGUUUACAUUACCCCCAGGGACACUUCCAGUGGCAACUCCUCAGAUGUUGGGUGUGUAUGUGACAUGUCCGUGUGUGUUAAUUGAUUGGUGUAUUUGUGUGUGGGAAUGCAGGAGUUUUUUUUGUUUGUUUUGUGGAAUCUCACACUGUUAUUGCCAAAGACGCUUUUUCAUCCUUGUAUACACACAUAGCCAUACACAUGCUUUUCAUAUAAACACAGUGUCUGCAUUUGAUACAAAGGCACUCCUUCGAAAAUACAUUGUUUGGCAUCGACACAGGCGGACAGACACUCCAUUUAAAUGUUCUCCCCCUCUAUUCAUACAUGCAUCCCUGCAUUAUUUAGUAAAUUCCUUAUUAUAUAUUAAUGUUUUACCAGGAAGGAUAAAUUGAGAUUUUCUAGUAUAAAGCACAUUUUGUGAUUAAGGGACACAGACUUAAAGGGACAGUAUAGUCACCUAAACCUCUUCAUCUCAAUGGAUACAGUGGUCCUUUAGUUUUAAUUGUGGUUAAAUCCAUAUCUAGUCUUUCUGACAGGCACUAGAGCAAGGAAACACAGUGAGUAAUAUUUAUUUAACUUUAAUUUUUAACUGCAGGCUUAAAGAUGGGUCGACAGAAGGGAACCUUUAGUCCCAAAAUAAUGUUUUAUUUUCUAGAGUAUAGGUUCCAUUUAACACAAGUAUUCUCUCUGCAUUAACUCAUACAUACACAUUUGCUUUGUCAUACACACCGUAAAUGUAUCCAUUAGUUUACAUGCUAUACAUAUUCAGUGAAUAAAAAAACAAAACACUUAACAAAUGUUAGUCGUGAGUAACAGCUACACCUGGAUAGUAACCUUUGACUUGAAUGUUUAAAGGUACAUUCAAGCACCAUAACCACUGCAUAUAUGUAGUGAUUAUGGUGCCAGGAAUGCCCCUUCCCAUUAUAAAAUUGUUUUAUAGAAUGGUUUGAAUUCUUAACUGGUAUAUGGAGUACCCUGCUCACUACCUCCACUACAUAAACUAGAGAGGCGUAACAUCUCUGUGUGAGUUAAGCUUGACAGUGUAGUGCUUAGCUCAUUUGGUUGAGAGAUAUACAGGAGCUUCCUUGCUCUUUGCUGAGGUAGUGGGGGUGGGAAGCUGUACCCGGCAGGUUAGAAACCAUUGCCUGUGAGAGAAAGCAGAGAAUCAGGAAAGACCAUGACUGUGUAGAUAAAAUAAAUACAUUGUGUUCUUAAACCAAUCUGUUCAUUAUCUGCUUCACGUAGAGGAUUGGACAAAUCAAGACAGAAAACGAGGUACAGUGUGCUUAUAUAUAAGAUAGCGCCUCUAGGAUUCCCUGCUUCCUUUUGCUUCUGCUUCAUGCUUCCAGCACUAUUGGCUUAGUGCUGUACAGGUCAAAUGCGCGUGGGAUUCUGUCACAUGUGAAAGGCUUUCGACCAACGUACUCUGCACGUGCACAUUUAUAUUAAAUUUGCUUUUCCACUGUUAUUUUUAGUGCUAUUUCUUUUAGAUUAUUCUAAUCUAAAUAAUACUGGUCACAUAUUCCCCCCCCCCACCCCCCCCUUGCUCUCAGGGCCAUCUAAACUAUGAGGCAGUGUUCAAACAUUGUUCAGAUGCCCUUAGCAACUGCCUAAUCCAGUGUUUUUGUUUUCUGCGUACCACUAGCUUUCCCUUUCUGCUUGAAUUAAAAGUACUGCACUGUGUUAACCCUUUAUCCGUCCUGUCAAGCAUGAGUUUAUUAUAUCCCUUAUAAUGCUUAGCAGGUUGAUAAAAAAAUACUGCAUAGUGAACCGCAGUAGAUUGAAUUUUAAGGAAUAUUCUCUAUCCCAAUAACAAUUUCAGCUCACUAAGGUUCGAAUGUAUGGGUUGCUUCUUCACUGGCGCCUCAAACCUCUGGUGGUCCUGUGUUGCACCUCUGGCUUCUGCAGAGCCCCAGACGCUGUCCCCAUUCAUUAAAAUUACACAGAAUUGACAUUAGCCAUCUAGAGAUCCAAGCUGUCUGACACCCCAAUGAUGCUGCAGGAGAUGUAAACUCCCCUUUAUACCGCAACUCUGCAAAUACAGACAGCAUGCACCAUGACCACUUCAAAUCACUGAAAUGGACACUAUAGGCUUCAAAACAACUUUAGCUUAAGUAAGCAGCUUGAGUGUAUAAAUCACGUACCUGCAGUUGCAGUGCUCAAUUUUCCACUUCUUAGGAGUUAAAUCACUUUUGUUUAUGUUUAUGCAGCCCUAGCCACACCUGGCCUGGCUGUGACUCGCCACAGCAUGUGUGGAAAAAAUGGUUACAUUUUCAAUCAAAUGUUAUCUUACUUUAGAGAUCUUUAUGUAUUGCUCUGUAAAUUGAACAUUACAGACUCCUGCUGGGUCUAGAAGGCUAUUAACAGAGCAGGAGAUAAGACAUUCUAAAUCAAAUAGACUGUGCAAUAAAGGAAGUUUAAACAUUCAAUGUUUCUUUACAGGAAGUGUAUAGGAAGACUCUGUAAGUCACAUGCAUGGAGGUGUGACCAGGGCUGCUUAAAAUAAGUUAUUUAACAUCUAAAUGGCAGAGAAUUUAGCAGUGAGACUGCAGGGGUACGAUCUGCACACCGUAACUGCUUUAUUAACCAACAGUUGUUUUGGUGCCCCUUGAAGAUGUCAUGGUGCUUGGAGUACUUUUUAAUAUAGCACUACAAUCUAAGAACCCAUUGGUAGAGAUGUUAAACCUCAAGAAGAUGUACUAUAAAUACUAAGUCCAUAACACCAGCAGCUACACAAUCAGUGCAAUAAGCUGGUCACUCUUCAUAUUGAGUGAUACAUACGGUUUAUAAAUUAGACACACAAUGCUAAAAUGUCAUUGAGCACAAGCUAAUACUAUGAAAGCAACUGUAAUGGGAUCUAAAGUUAAAUAUCUGCCCUACUAGGUUUGCCCUGGUCAUCUGUAAGAGCUAUUAUUUUUUUACUGGAAUAACUGUGUGUCAAUAACUUCACUUUUUGUAAAACAGUGAGUUCGCACACAAAUGUGAAAACUCUCAAAUUAAAGAGCAAAAUAUUAAUAGGGCUUAUUUGAAAAAUGUCACUCUGCAGAAAGUUAAUGUUAAUAAAAGUAAUGUUGUGAUGUGUAUAAAGCACUCUGCUAAUGACUCCAAAGGUGGCACAGUCCACACCAUACAUGCAAUAGCCCCUUCUGAAUCCUCCAGCACUCCUGGGGAUAAGAUUCAAAUAGCAAUCUAGGGGAAUAAGGACUUACAAUGGUGUAAUAACACUUUUUAAGGAACCUCCACCGUAUACACCCUGUGUAGUGCACUUGCACUCGGUCUGUAUCUAGUCGGUCUGUAUAUAAACAGGGAGAAUCUCCAGUAGUAUGCCACACUUUAUUAGUUCCCAAAAAAUAGAUAAAAGUACAAAUAAAUAGCCAAUAAAAUCUGUAUGACUGGCUCACAGUUCAUGGAGUAGUUAUUUUGAUCGCUGGCAGAUCCACCUUCCACCGAUGCUACUCGAUCUUCCUCUCCCUUGAACGCCAGAUACGUAAUGUCGGCACCACGUGACUUACGCGUUUCGCCCUGGGUGGGCUUUCUCAAAGUCUGUUGGUGCCGAGGGCCUAUCUCUGUUAAAUACUCCCAAAAUAGUAAGCAAUUGGCAGCAUUAGAGCUGCAGAUAGUCCACAAUGUAUUUGAUUACUUUUUAUCCGUAACAGUUUUUAAUAAGUUGUUAAAAGGAUACACCUCUUCAACAUGAAUUAAAUAAAUACUCUCAUACAAAUAUGGUUAUUAUAAUAUAUGAAAUAAAAUAGAAUGACCCCUAUAUGUAAACAUUGCAUAAAUAACUUUUAAAACAUAUAAAGCAGCAGUUUGAAUCAUAAUUUAAAGGGAUACACCUCUUUGAAAAUAAAAUAAUCUUUUGAUACCACCGAAAAUUCUUAAAGGGACUCUCCAGUGUCAGGAAAACCCGUUUUCCUGGCACUGCGGAAUCCUGCAGUACCCCUCCCUCCCAGCCCCCAUCCCAUGUUGCUGAAGGGGUUAAAACCCCUUCAGUGACUUACCUAAAUCCGGUGGCAGAGACCUAAUGCACAUGCGCGGCAAUUGCUGCACGCAGACCUCCCCAUAGGAAAGCAUCUAAAAUAUUCUUUAAACACCAGCGAAUAUUCUUAAAGUGCAACAAGCACUAUUGAAUGAACUUUCUGCAGAGUGAUAUUUUUCAAAUAAGCCCUAUUAAUAUUUUGCUCUUUAAUUUGAGAGUUUUCCCAUCUUUGUGCGCUAACGUACUGUUUUAAAAUAUUAAAUUUUUGAGUCUUACAUACAGGGGAAAAGGUAAGCGCCUUUUAAUAACUUUACCUAUUGGUUAACUCCAUAUUAAAGUCCACAUACAACAUUGCUAGAAGCCAUUGUAGAAUGUUAAUUCAUAGGCAUAUAAUGUAUGUGAAUAAUUCUUCUGUUAUAUGAACACAGACCAAUCUACAUGCUCAGUAUUUAUAUCUUUGCAGAGCUGAGUACAGUAUGGUGGUAUCUGCACUUAGUGUUGAACUGUUAUAUGCAUAUAGCAGUGUAUAUAGUAUGUAGGCAGCUUAGACAAUAGAAUACACACAUUGUAUUCUGCCAGUUAUAGAAAAUAGAUUUCUUUGUGAUUUAUAUGUAUACACAACAGCAUUUGGUUAAUCUCAAUAUGCACAAAUAUAUAAUUUGUUCUGUAUUUUUUUUUUUUAAUGAUUUUUACUUUGGUCUUUGUUAAUUUAUUUAGAAUUGAUUUACUGAUAGUAAUGCAGUGAGACUCCUCCUUUACAAGUAUACAAGAUUCUAUUCAUUCCAGGAGUUUACUAUACAACUGCAUAGCUCUAUUGGAGUAGGAUGCUCGAUCAACUUUGUUUUAUUUAGCAUCCCAGCUCUGAAAGCAGACUAAAAGAUAUGAGGUGUGAAAUGUGAAUGCCUCUCUGUUUGUGAGAGAAGCUGUUACAAACUAGGUAUGAAAGGUGUAAAAUUCAUGAAUAUUAAUAGGUGGAAUAUUGGGUAUAUGGCAGUACUUUAUCUUUAAUGAGAAUGUUGGAUGUAGACUUUCAGUUCUGACUGAUAUUCCAUAUCUGGUUUUCUGUCUCCUGAUUAAAUGCAUUCCUUAAUAAUAUAAGGUAUGACGUUUUUAAAAGGUCAUUGUGUUCUGUAAUGAUAUGAUAUUGGAAUGAUUCAUUUCUAAGAGCUCGUCAUGUCUCCUAUCUGAAGGAGUUUUACAGAUACUUACUGCUUAAAUUAUAUAGAUUAGGAAGUGGCUACUCAAACUGUUUCAUUUUACAGUUAUGACUGACAUCAUUAACACUAUGUUCAACAAGGCGUUCAUGGAAGAACUGUUUAAGCCACAGGAGCUAUACUCCAAGAAGGCCCUAAGAACAGUGUUUGACCGUCUGGCCCAUGCUUCUAUCAUGAGACUGAAUCAAGCAAGCAUGGACAAGGUGAGUUGUGUAAUGUAAGAAAAUAUGAGAUAACUGUUCUUCCCUUAUUAUUUAGACAUAUACUUACAGUGGAUGUGCUAAAUAUUUACAAUGGUUCUAAUCAUUACAUAUCAGCCAUAUUAUGCCAAUUACCCUACAUAAAUGUCAUCUUUCUAACUCUUUUACCCUGCAGUUAUUACCCUCCAUGUGUUCUGGUAGAGUAGAAUUUAGUUUUACCUUGCAUGGAAUUGCUCCUUGAAAUUUUGGUGUCACAAACACAUACUACUCCAGGCGUGCUCAUGACUUGGUUCUGGCAGUGACAGGGUUUGUUUGCAGUAGACCCAAAAUACUGAUUUUUAAAAAUCCCACUUGGAGGGCGGGGCCAGACCGCCAUGCUGACCAGUCUCACGCAGGAGAGGCUCCUGCAGGGAAUGUCUUUUUAAAGUGAACUAAACGGCUUACUGGCUUUUCCUGAGCCGCGAACUUAAGACAGACUCUUCAUGUGGAUGCUCACUCUGAGAUCGGGAGUUUUUGGAGCCUCUGGGGGUGCAAUAAAACUUCGGGGCCUGCGGCCUACUCAUGAGAGGAGCUGGGCGUGCGGCCACUGUCCUGCUCUUAUCUCCAGCUUUCCAACAUCGGCACUCACACACUCCAACUGGUCCCAUUCUUAAAGCAAAACAAGUGUGCAAAUGCAAAAGAGAGAAAGAAAACACACAAUGCCACACCAUGCAUGCCUUGAAAAUAGGGCAUAAUCUCAUAAUCAAGAUCAAAUAUGACAUUUUGGUAAUUCAUUUUGGAUGGUGAGGGUCACUAAAUCUAAGGUUAUCGUACCAGUUUCCUCUUCCUUCCCCCCAGUAAAUUAUUAAUUUUUUUUUUAAAUAGGGAAGGGGGGCCAUUGUUGUAAGUUCUUUGGGUCCCUGAUCAACACUGGGUUAUCUCUGUACAUAAUUCUGAGUCUUGUUGGAAAGGCCCAUUUAUACUUUAUAUUGUUGUUUCUUAGUUUUAAAGUAUGGGCCGAAAAAGCUCUCUUUGCAUUCCUGGUAACUACUGAUAAGUCGUUAAAGAUUUGAAUUGAGUCAUACUUUGAGUCUCUCAAAGAUUUCAACCUUGCAGCUCUUGUAAUUUCCGAUUUUUGAAUUUAAAUGAGUGUAGGCACGCUGUAACUUCUCUCGGAAUAUGAUCAUGCAGGGUACUGGCCUUUGGAAUCCUGUGGACUCUCUCAAUGAAGUAAGCUUUGUUAUCAAGUUGGAGGCCCAGGAAUUGAAAAAGUUCUUCUAGGUAUUUUUCUAGAUUGUGUUAUACUUUCAGGAAUACCCCUGAUCCUGAUAUUAUUCCUACGCGCUUCAUUUUCGGUGAUUUUUGUUUCUAAAUGCUCGAUUCUUCGCUCGAGCGCUAGUAUUUUUUUCUUGCUGUAGAUUGUACUGAAGUAGUGAAUGCUCCAAUUUCUCUUCUACGGCAUAAAAUUUAUCUAUCAUUUUAGCUAUUUUUUUCCUUUAAGUCAUCAGAUAUAAAAUUGAUUAAUUCCUUUUACUUCCCGAACUCUGCUUCAAGGCAUGCAUUGAGAUAAUCCCUCUCUACAUGUUGAAAAUCUCCCAUGCAUACAUUUGGGACUUCUUUCUCAAAUCGUUGUUGGAUGAUACGGUCCUCAUCCGUAUGUUUGUCCGGAUCAUGCUGGCUAAGUCUUCUUUCAAUUUUCUCUUGCGGGGAGAAGAAGCUGAAAGGUCGUUUGUCCACUUUUUGGAUCAGUUCUUUUAUCUCCUUCCUUUUUAGCUCUUUGUUUGGAGUCGCUCUUUUUCUUGGUUGCCAUUUAGAUGAAGGGGGGAAAAAAAACCUCUUGCCAAUUCCCUUCCCUUUUUUCUUUUCUUUUUUUCCUUCUGUACUUAUUCCUCCCAUCUUCUCUUCUUAGAGACUGUUGAUCUCCUUUUAUAUAUGGAAACUAUCAGAAUGUACCAAAUCUGCCCCUUAGAUUCAGCCUUUAGUGCCAAAUUAUAUAUGGCUAUCCCCCCCCUACAGGGUCAGAUUUUAAAUGUGUUAACUUAUCUGAGUUUGAGCAAGAUACGGCCACAGUAUUGAUUGAAAGAGAGAGGGAAAACUUCAGUAGUAUCAGAGUCUGCAAGACCUUCCCACCACGUAAUAUUUCUAUCAACUUCAGACGCAUAAACACCCUUGAGUCGAGCAAAUGUUUUUUUUUAAAGUGGGAUAAUCUCUAGUAUUUUGGUGAGCCUAGAUUUUUGAGCUGAUAGAGCAGUAAAUCUCCUGCUCAUUUAAAUCAUAUCCAACUCUCACUAUGUUCAGGCAUCCAUGUUGUUGUGAAUUUUUCCCUCCGAGAUAAUGAGGCAAACAAUUAGUAAGGAGCUGCAUGUUAUAAAGCAAGCAUAUAUUAAGGCAAAAUGCUAUUGUUAGUUUAUCAUCAUAGUCAUCGAAGUAACCUCUGAUAUUUCUGUUAGCAAUGUUCCUUAUGCUGACCUAGCAAUCCAGCUCCCUUCAUACUGAAGAAAUCCUCCUUAAACCAGAAUUGUAUUGCUUUUGCAGUUAGAGUAUAGAUACGAGUCCAACUCCCAUUCCACUCAAGCAUCCAAGUUAUAAUAAUAUUUUUGCAGAAGGUUAAGCAAACACAUAGUAAGAAGCUCUCUGUCUCUCAGUCCCUGAACACGAUGGGAAGCUACAGAGUCAGUCUGCUUUCAAAUACAUGCAUACCGCUCCACGCCAAUCUGCUUUCUCUCAGGCUACUCCCUGAAUCAUGCAACAUCCUGCACCCCCAAUGUGAUUUUACCCUACGUGCAUAGUCGCGUCAUCACACACCACCCCACUUAAUGAAUAUUGUUAUGUUAGGAACUUCAUGUACACUUUACAAGACCUGCCUAUGAGGGAAUAUAAUGGACUUGACACAGUUCAUCCUAAUGACUUAAAAGAGCACUAUAGGGUCAGGAACACAAACAUGUAUUGCUGAUCCUAUAGGGUUAAAACCACAAUCUAACCCCCUUGCCCCCCUCAUGCCUCCUUACAUAUAGUAUAAUCUUACUUGUAUUCAAGCCUGAAGAUGCCUUCUUUGUCCCGGUUUCUUUUAGACCUGCCCACUGCCUGCUGACAUCAGCAGAAGUGGUAGCCUGAUCCAAUCACAAUGCUUCCCCAUAGGAUUGGCUGAGACUGACAAAGAGGCAGAUCAGGGGCAGAGCCAGCACAAUUCAAACACAGCCCUGGCCAAUCAAUGAAUCUCUAUGAGGAAAGUUCAGUGUCUGCAUGCAGAGGGAGGAGACACUGAAUGUUUGGAUGCAUUUUAGGCAGCCAUGACCCUGGAAGGAUCUCUAACAGCCAUCUAAGGAGUGGCCAGUGAAGUAAACACUCAAUUUUCUCCGAAAAGCCAGUGUUUACAGCAAAAAGCCUGAAGGUAAUGAUUCUACUCACCAGAACAAAUUCAAUAAGCUGUAGUUGUUCUGGUGACUAUAGUGUCCUUUUAAGUUAGACUAGUACUGUUUGUAUUCCAUUUAUACGGUAUGUUGUCGCCCUUAUGUUUAUAUAUACCAGGAGAGCACGAUUAUUUACUUGUCAGAGUCCCAGCUUCAAAGGAAUAAUUACCGUAUAUACUCGACUAUAAGUCGACUCGAAUAUAAGUCGAGACCCCUAAUUUUACCCCAAAAAACUGGGAAAACUUAUUGACUCAAGUAUAAGACUAGGGUGGGAAAUGCAGCAGCUACUGGUAAAUUUCUAAAUAAAAUUAUAUCCCCCAAAAAUUAUAUUAAUUGAAUAUUUAUUUACAUUGUGUGUAUAUAAUGAGUGCAGUGUGUGUGUGUUUAUGAAUGCAGUAUGUGAUGCAGAGUGUGUUUGUGUAUGUGAUGCAGAGCCUUGGUGGGCAUUUUUAUUAUUAUUUUUUUUUAAUUAUUUUAAUAUUUUUUUUGUUAUUAAUAUUUUAUUAUUUUUUAAAUAUUAAUAUUUUAUUAUUUAAAUUUUUAUUUAUUUUUAUUCGUCCCCCCUCUCUGCUUGUUAGCUGGCCAGGGUGGUCCAGUGGAUGGGCUGUGCAGGAGGGGGCUGGCAGAGAGCUGUAACUUACCUUUCCUGCAGCUCCUGUCAGCUCCCUUCUCUCUCCUCCGGUCCGGUCCUCCCUCUGCAAGUCUCGCUGUCUGAGUGCCACGCGGAGCUCUGACCCCGAGGCUCUCGCGAGACUUGCAGUGGAGCUGACCAGACUGGAGGAGAGAGAAGGGAGCUGCAGGAAAGUUAAGUUACAGCUCUCUGCCAGCCCCCAACAGGACCGCCGGGCUUGUAAUGAGCCUGGCGGUCCUGGUCUGUAUUAUGGCAAUGUAAGUUGCCAUAAUACAGACAUUGACUCGAGUAUAAGUCGAGUGGGGGUUUUUCAGCACAAAAAAAUGAGUAUAUACGGUAAUGUUGUAAAUCUUUUAAUCUAGCACAUCCAUACACAACCAGAUUAACCCUUCUUGUGCUGACAUCAGCCAUACCGCCUCUACUAGGUGACCAAUUCACUUAUUCACUACACAAACCACAUUUAAUAGCAAUAUUUCUAUAAUGUGACAAUGAAUUAUAAUUGCUAGGCAUGACACUUGUUAUGGAAACCUAAAUACAACUGAGAGACUUUGAAAUGCCUUACAUUAAAAAAAAAUAUUCCUGUAAGUCCAUGGUUCCUAAUACUUUGGGUUAACAGGCUAUUUUUAUCCAUGUUUCAGGUCCUAUUCAACUAUCCUCAAUAUAUAUUUUUUUUCCUGUAUUAGUACUCUAGUGCAAAGGUGAGUAAUCUGGAACUGGUUUUGAGAAAUGUAUUUUAAAAUGUUAAAUUUACAGAGCUGAUUUUUACGUUGGAAAAAGAUGUUUGAGUACUUGUCAGGGAAGAUUACAAAUCACUGCUGAAUUAUUUUGUGAUGUAUCUCUGUUUUGUUUAGUACAAGUAUUUGUACUGUUAUGUAUUAUUGUUGGUUUCAUAACAAAAUAACUAUUUCCUUCUUUUUGAAAUCCAUGUUGUUUUUAAAUUUAGCUCUAUGACCUGAUGACCAUGGCAUUUAAAUACCAGGUACUGUUGUGUCCUCGCCCUAAAGAUAUUCUACUUGUCACUUUCAAUCACAUGGAUGCCAUCAAGGAAUUCAUUCGAGAAUCACCAAGUAUCCUUAACCAAGUGGAUGAGACAUUCCGUCAACUUAUUGAUGUAAGGGAAAUUAAAGGAUUCUGCUAAGUACAUAGAAUACUAAUGAACACUGAUAACCAACCUACAAUGUUGUUGUUUUUUUUUUGUUUGUUUUUUUAUGUACGGUAUAUCCUUUUUUUAAAGAAUUGUCUUUUUUUUUCAUUCUUGUUUUUUGUUUUUUCUACUGUCCUGUGUUUACUUAUAAACAUAGCUAAACAUGCAUUAAAUUAGUAGAAAUUUAAUUUUAUCAGGUAAUGUGGAGAAAAUUGUUACAAGGACAGUAAAUUUGGUCCAUGGACCAUUACAGGUAUUACAGGUUUAUAAGGGAACAUAGGAGGUGUAUUUUUUCUUUUUCAAUUCUCCACUUAUGGACAGGCAGUACGGUAUUACAAUUGCACAUAGUUCAGCAGUAUUCAUUGCAAAGUGUCUUGUCAUUGUAACUAAUUUUUUUUCUGACUGGCAUUAGGCAGUACAGUAUUACAAUAAUGAUUAGUUCAGCAGUAUUCCUUUUUAUUAAGUAUUAAGCCUUAUAUCACUUGAAUCUGUCUUCUUGAUGUUAGAAUAAGGGGCUUCACCCUCUGUAUUUGACAGUGGUAGGCAAUGUAGCACAUCAUACAAAGUAUUCAAAAUUAUUUAACAUUACAGUGGGGUUAUCCCGUUUCGAGGAGGGAGGGGGUGGAGCAGCUGUUGGAAGUUAGCCUUGUUUCUCUAACUUGGUGGUGAGGUAUGUCUUAGUGAGACGAUUUAUUUAUUUAAUUAUUUUUAACGGGACAAUUACCAGUAAGUUGAUGGAAAGUGUCGUAGAAUGUGACUUGGAUGGGUUGCAAAUCUUGAAUUGGUAAUGAUGUGAGUCAUGCAAAGACAAAGAAGACCGUUUGGUAGAGCUAAAGUUUCUGAGCUCAUGCGAUGAAUGUUUUGUGGGUUAGCUCUUGAGAUUUUUGUUUUAUUUCUUAAAAUAUGUAAAUGAUUAGGUAAGGAUUAGCAAGUUUCUUGAAUAUGACCAUAAGAUGCUGCAAUGUUCACUAAAGACACAGUACUAUUGAUAUUCUUCCUAAAUGACUUUUACAUUAACUGACUCUUUAAUUAGAGGUUUUAUGUUUGCUCCUAUAGACCUAUAAUUCUAUACCAGCUGGAGAAUUUCAGUUAAUCAGGCAAACUUUGCUUAUCUUCUUCCAAGACAUGCACAUUAGGGUAAGUUAUCAUUUGCUAAUGUGUGAAAAAUGUAUCUGUUUUUUAUUGUGUGCUACUCCAGCCAUUAAUCAGUGUUUCAUUUUUUGGGCCACCUUAACCUGUUUUUCAAUCUGCAGAGCAUAAAUAUAAUUCAUAGAUCAAGCAAAUUAUUAAAUAGUCAAAUGUAUAACUCUUUAAUGAUUACAUUUAUGCAUUUUGUUGAUUAAUGCAUACUAGGACAUUGUUAAAUUGGCUAUCAUCCAUGGCAGUUUACACUGGGGAUUCAUAUGAUCUAUGCCAGCAGACAUAAACAUUUAUUUGUAAGUUAAAUUAAAUGGACACUCCUGGCACCAAUACAGCGCUGAUGUAUUUGAUAGGAUUUGGCCUCAUUAUUAUGCUGUAUUUUUGUCCAUACUCCACUCUUUAUAGUUUUUUUUUUAUUAUUCUUUAUUUGGGAGCACAGCCAAACACAGUGCGACUUGUCACAUGUCUACAUUAAAAAUUGCAUAGGGAUUAUUGUACAGUGAUAAUUGUACAUGAAUAGCAACAUAAACAAUACAUGUAUGAAGAUAACAACAUCGUGGUCAUCAAGUGUAAUACAGAAUGAAUAUCAACAUGUCAUUUUAGAUCGCUUGUACCCCGCCAGAUGUGUAGGCUGUGUUAAGAUUAAAUCUUUAUAGUUUUUCUCAAAAGAAAAUGUUUUUCAGAAUGCUGCAGCCAUACAUCAGCCCAGAGGUGUACACAUACAUUUGUAUACACACACAUUGACACAUAUAUGCAGAGGCACACAAUAAUUUAUAUACUCAUAGACUUAAAAACAUACACACAUGCAAAUACACACUGAGACUCAUAUACACACACACAUUCAUAUAAACACAUUAUAAUUACAUCCAUACACACUUAAUUUUUAUUUAAUAAAGCAUAACAUGAUACUAUUUUUAAAAAUUAUCUUUAUUUUAUUUUUUUCAAGUUGAGGUCUACCUGGCCUCCCAAUUCUUACAUUAACCUCAUCCUUUGGGAUUCUGCUUGGAUCAGUCUCUUGGGUGCUGUGUGUGUUCCCUGCAGCUUCCUCGGAGGCAGCACCAUAAGUUCACCCGCAGAGCAGGCACCUGACGCACAAUAAGACUUCAUUAUCUGUGUAGGCACACAGCUCAGAUCUUAACAUCUCUGAGUGAGCUGCUUUUAAUUCACAACCUGGUUGCAGUCAAUAGGAAAAACUAAUGACCAACAGAUUAUCCCUUCUAUAUAUCUCCCUGUGUAUAAUACCUUUCUAAUACAGAUUGCUUUGUAGUCCAGAUCCUGCUUUUAAUUUACUACCUGGUUGCAGUCAGUCGGAGAAACUAUAGAACAACAGAUUAUGAUAUCCUUUCUAUAUAUCUCACUGGGUGUUCUCGUUCUAAUACAGGUUGCUUUGUAGUCCUUCAGUAUUCUCAAUAGCUGAACUGUGUACAGCUUAGGAAUUUAAUUUCUGAAGUGAGGGGAGUGUGGAUAAAGAGGCAGACUUGUGAUGCAGUAUUCAGCAAGACAUAUUUUUUUGUGAAGCAAUUUUUAAACAUUUGAGCAUGCAAAAAUACAGCAUGUUAAUAAUGCCAAAACCUAUCGAAUGCAUUAGAGAUGUAUUGGAGUUUGGAGUGUCCCUUUUAAUAAUAUUUGAAUUUGCUAUACGCAAUAGAAUUCCAUUAUCUCUUCUAUAAUAUUGCAUUAUUUAUGAAGGCAAAACAAGUCUGCAUGCUUUCUCCCUCUUUUAGAGUAUAUAUGUCUUUCAUAUUUAAACUUGCCUUUCUUCUGCAGGUUUCUAUAUUCUUGAAGGAUAAGGUCCAGAAUUCCAAUGGACGUUUUGUGCUCCCCACGUCUGGUCCUGUCCCUUGGGGCACUGAAGUGCCUGGUCUUAUAAGGUUAAUCUUAUAAACCUUUUCUCUUUGUCAAACAAACUUCCCUCUAGACCAAUGGUUCCCAAACGUUUUAGGUUCAAGGCGCCCUUAGUAUUUCAGUAUUUUUACAAGGCGCCCCAAGUCAAAAAAUGUUCUAGGUUGUAUAUAUGUACAGCGCUGCAGUAUGUAUUGUGUCCCUGUGUGGCAGAAAUGCUUGCCGUUCAGGUGCAGAUCCAGAACCUAAUCAUGGGAGAGGCACUGGUAGAAUAUUUAAAGAAACAAUCCAGGCCCAAUAACCACUACAGCACUCUGUAGUGUUUAUGGUGCCAGGAGUGCUGUGGUGCCCUCCCAAGGUAAGUAGUCAAACUGUUUAAGAACAGUUUGACAACUUAGCUGGGAUCUGCCAGGAUAGGGGCUCUAGUAGGGGGUAGGGGCAAUACUGUGUGAGGGGUGCAUUAUGUCUGUGAACGAUGUAGUGUGUGAGGGGUGCAGUGUGUGUGUGUGGUGCAGCGUGUUUGAGGGGAUGCAUUGUGUUUGUGAAGGAUGUAGUGUGUGUGUGGUGCAGUUAGUUCGUAGGGUGUACAGUGUGUGUAUGGGAGGAGCAGUGUGUGUGCAUGGAGGAAGUUAUUGUGGGUCUGUGGAGGUAGGGGGGGAGAUUAAUAAAUAUUUAAGUGGGUUUUUUUUAAUUUGAAAACUAUAAUUUUCAUAUUCCCUCCCCCCCCCCCCUGCUUACUUUUGCCUGGGAGGGGGUUACAGUACAAGGCAAUCCCUGGUGGUCCCAGUGGUGAGAGAGAACUCUAACAGAUUCAAGGCUUUGCCGUGGUAACCGUGACAACGCUCCAAGCUCGCAAGAGGAGAACCCGGCGGAGCUGCCGGUUAGAGCUCCCCAGGACCUCUCUCCCUUACUCCACUGUCGGCUGUUAGAAUUACACUGCUAGGGGACCGGAGAGGGAGAUCUCUGAUCUCCCCUGUUGUCCUGCAGAGACGGCAGGAGAGAGGGAGGCACCGGGAAAAUAUCUUGCGGUGCCCCUGUGUGCUCAUCGGCACACAGUUUGGGAACUGCUGCUCUAGGCUAAGUCCUUAAUGUUUGUAUCUCUUAUUUUGGGGAGCUCUAGUCAGUACAUGAUGAAGGGUAUGUCUCCACUAAGUCAUCACUGAUGGUCAUACAGUUCAAGAGCAAAUUUCUGGCUCAACCCCUUUCUCAAGGUUAUCACACCAUUCUGUUUCCUCUGUAUUUAAAAGACUCGAUUGGGAAAACCUGUUUCAUUAGCUGCUGUGAUUUGUGCUCCACGUAUUCUACUUCUGCUCCAACCCCUUCCACCCCUGUGUGAGUAGGAAUACAGCUCAGAGUAUACCUACUGUAUUCACAAAGGGUGAAUGAAGUAAUUCCAGUCUGUCCUUCUUGUCUCAAGCAGUUUAUCGGGUCCUGAAGAGUACACCUCCUGCAGUUACUUAAAGCUUGAAACAAAUCUUCAUUAUUUUCUUAUUCAAGAGUGACCGUUAUAUUUGUUUCACCUUAACUGUUGUCAGUUUAUUGCAAUUUUAGUCAGCCCUGCUAUGUUUCUCUGUCCUGUUUUAUUGUCCUUUGUCCAUACCCAUUCUGGUUGUGUUACUGUUGCCAUUUGGCAUCCUUUCUGAAUGUUUCUGUUUUUCCUUGUAAUGCCAUGCAGUUGGUUUUGCUAAAUAUUAAGUGGUUUUCAGAGUUACAGAAUGGUGUCAUACACAGGAAAAGAUUAUUGAGCCAAAGUUCUGUUCUAGAAUGUCCAAUACUGCAUUUUGGCCUGCUAAAAGGAUUUAACAAGAAGUUAAAACAAACUUUUCUUUAGUAGUUCUUAUUCCACCAAUUACACAAAACUUGCUGGUAUAUCUUGUUGGGGUUCUGUGCAGCCAGAUAUAGCCAUCUGUGUGUAACUUUGAAUCCUUGUAGAUCCACUCAUCCUCUUCUUCUUUUAAGAUUGAUGUAAUGACUACUAGAUCCUUGUGUAAAGUUCUUUGAUGCUCUUACAAGUGGAGAAAUGCACUGUUUACAAAAAGGAUUAGUAUUAAAUGUAAUAUACAAUUUUAAUGGGAAAUCUUUACAUUGCUUUGAGUACCAUGGCUAAACAGUUGCUAUCAAGUCAUUACAUUUAGUACACAGUAUUAGGCAAAAAUAUCUGUUUACUUUAAGUGCACUAAUGCAGCACUGUACAUCAAAGACAAAAUUGUUGAUCAUUGAACAUUUCAGUAGAGACUACUUUGAGUUAUGGUAAACCUGUACUUUGACAGAACUUGACAAAAGGCAAAGCGGACGCCAUCGAGUUUUGCCACUUGCCCCACCUGUUAAAACAGCUGGUGUGGAAAUAAGGCAUUGUUUUUCUCAUUGGCAGACACAUCUAUAAAGGCUUCAGUGGUCUCUCAGGAUUGGAAUAAGUGUUGUACUCUCAGCCUUUUGUGUGAGUACGGUACUGACCUGGGUUUUUAGAUGAUGAAGCGCCUGGAGCUGAAGAUUGAGGAUGGUGGCAUCCGUGGGUGGACAGAAUCUGUUAUCUAUAAGUUACGUCUACUGCACCUCCACACUAUGAUGUCACAAUUGUUUUUUUUUUUUUUUUUUACAAAAUAUAAAACACCAGAUCGUGACCGUGCUACUUCAAAUAAUUGUUUUUAAAAUACUACAAAAUGUUUUAAAACAUCACGUACUUUUUACUAAAUAUUUAAUUACACUUGCCAGGAUCUACAAUUUCAAAGGAGAAGAGACUAAAAGAGUGGAGUUCCAACAUGGUGGCAGUUAUGUCCGUCCUCUCCAAGAAGGAUCAUUUGAACUGUUUGGAGACAGAGUUCUUACACUGGGAAAAAACAUGUGAGUAGGUUAUCACGAGCAUGUUACUUUAAAUCAAGAAUGUUGUAUGUACUAUAAAUUUAUUUUCUCUGAUGAGGUACAGUUUUGUUAUAAUAGACCAUCUAUACAAUUUUUUUGCCAGUUAUACUGCAAGCCGGUCUGUGGAGACCAACAUGUCAGGAACAAUGAAAAGUUCGACAUCGCACACUAAGGUCAGGUGAACAAGUGGUCUGUCUGUGCAUGCACGGUGUAAAAACAAUCAAUGUAGUUAGCAUAAUUGAAGGGACACUGUAGAUGCUCUAAUAAUUUAAUUUCAGUGAAUUGGUUGUAGUGCCUUGAGUCUACUAAUUAAACCAUUUUUGAACUGUUUAACAUUGAAUAAGUAUCCACGACGCCUAAAGACCCCUACUGCAGGUAUGGCUAACCAUACCAAUUCAUAUCAGCAAAGCGGUAACCUGACACUCUCACUGCCUCUCAUUUCUACUCAUUCUAAAGCUUCCUUAUUAGUUCAAGCAACAUGGUGGGGAUAAUCCGUUGGAGAUUCUUAUCUAGUACGAAAACAUUAAAAACCGUUUAAUGUUGAAUAGAAUGAUGGCACUAGAGGACCCCAGACACCAUAACCAUUUCAAUGAAAUGUAGUAGUUACAGUGUCGCUUUAACUGAUUUUAUUCUAAUAGGAGUAAAUUAACAACCAAAUGUUAAAUUUUAUUAGGGUUCAGAUAUUAUUUCGAUUUUGGUUUCCAUUUGGGUAUGUACAAAGGCACAUUUAGCUGUUCAGUUCGUUCGAUGGAUAAAUUUGGUUAUAUUGACAUCUUUUGCUAGUACCAACCUCUGGCAUUCAGUAUUUAAAUAAACAAUUUGAUGUAAAAUGAGGUUCAUAAAAAUCCUGUACUUAAGUAGUUAAGUGGGCAAAAGGUUUUUUUUGUUUGUUUUUUUUUUUUUUACUUUUUUUUUACUUUUUUUUGUGUUCUAAUUUUUUUUUUGCUUCCUUUAUGUAAUAAAAUUUUAAAUAAUGGGAGAGGGGUGGGCAGAGCUAGUCAGCAAGCUAAGUGCUUGCAAGCACUCUGAGCUCCAACAGAGCGACAGGUAACUGUCUAUUUUUUACCUUCUACGGAGCCUAAUUACACCCCACCGAGGCCCCACACAACUGGAGAGAACAUGGGGAAGCGAUCCCGCAACAUGCAUUGAGCUUCUCUCAGUCCCGAAUUUACUGAGAGUUUUCAGCCACUUACUGAACUAGUGAAAGUUCACUGCAGAUGUUGCAAAUGUAGAGAAUUUGCAGCGUACUCAGAGACUUUGAAGGUCAGUAUGUCUCUGUAGAUUUUUUUUUUAUUUUUUUUAUUGUAAAGUGUAAAAACAAACAAAAAAAACAUUCCUGCAGACCCUCAAGUUUCACAGGUCAUAUUGUGAAAUCUCACUAGACCUGUAAGUGGAGUUCAACUGAAGUGUUCCUUUAACUUACAGGUCCCAUGAUUGUGUUUUUCAACUUUUUUGUUACAUUUUUAGACUCUCAAAUCUAUAGAACUGUUUUGUUGCCACUUAACCCUACCUCUUUAUUUACGUUGCUUAUUAACAUUGUUUGUAUAGGAAAAUAUAGUGCCAAAUCCAAUGGCCAAGGAAGAGCUAAAUCUUUUAGCAAAACUUAUGGGAGGCUUGGAACUGAAGAAACCACCUACUAGUGACUACAGCUUCCGACUGAACCUAUUUACUAAUGACGAAGAAGAAGAGUGAGUGUGGGCUAUUGGGAAUGGGUCCUUUUGCAUCAUUUAGGCAGAACUAAGCAUUACAGCUCUAAGGCAAAGUGGUUUAAAUUAAUAUGAGCUGAAAGCAAUUUGUACAGGAAAUGCGUUCACUGAACUGGACAGAAAAGUUUUAUAAUUAUUAGAAGGCGCUGCCACUGCCUUCAUUGCAUUGAUUAGCUGUAUGUGAUUACUAUAUAUAAAUCCAUAAUCCAGAUAUGACUGUUAAGCCCCAACAAUUCUGAACAUUUAAGUUUACUUUGGCUUGUGGCAUAUAUAUCGCUCAGAACAAUUUCUAUAAACCUGUCAUAUACCCAUUAUUUGCAAUGAGCAUAGUGCAUACAAAAGGGUACAUAUGUAGUAUAUGCUCAAACCACAGGGGGUUACAUUUACUGUUUUUGACUGAAUUAACUCAAAAAAUGUUUAGUGAGUUUAGUAAUAUUUUGGUUUGAUUGCAAUGAGAGUACACUACAGCAAUGUUAUUCCGCUUGUAGUGUAAAACUCUGAUAUACAUAAAAUGUAUAUUUUUAUUUGUAGAUUCUAAAAGCAUAAUGUCUGAUAUAUUUGAAUUGGGAUGUAAGGUUUUGUCACACAGUAAACCCAACUUUAGUUGUUGAAUUAGAGAAUAAUUAUACAUUCAAGGUCUGGUUAAUGAUAAAAUUUAAAAAGUGAUGCUAUGGUAAGAAAGCCACAUUGAUGAUCACUUAUAACUUUUUGAGUGGGCAUUGUGUGAAGAGUCUAACCUGAUGAAAAUAAAAAUGUUAUAUAUACCUAAAUCUUACAUUUUAUGUAAGGGACACUAUAGUCACCAGUGCAACUACAUGUAUUCCUGACCCUAUAGUGUUAACACGACCAUCUAGCCCCCCUGGGCCUCUCAUGCCUCCAUAAAUAUAGUAAAAAUCUUACUGUAUUCAUGCCAGAAGCUGUAAAUCUGCCUGCUGUUAGACUCAGGAAAAACAAGCAGUCUGCUGACAUGUGAUAUCCUGAUCCAGUCACAGUGAUUCCCCAUAGGAUUGGCUGAGACUGACAAGGAGGCAGAUCAGGGGCAGAGCCAGCAUGAUUCAAACACAGCCCUGGCCAAUCAGCAUCUCCUCAUAGAGAUGAAUUGAAUCAAUGAAUAUCUAUGAGGAAAGUUCAGUGUCUGCAUGCAGUGGGAGGAGAUACUGAAUCACAGGAUGCUCGUGCACAGCAGAUCAGAGUGGAUGGAGGCAUAUUAUGCCUCCAUCAACUCAGAAGUCCCUCUGGUUCACUCUGAGUGACUGCAACUGGAGGUGUUCCUAGCUUUCAAUGUAAACACUGUAUUUUCUCAUAAAAAACAGUGUUUAUAUGAGAAAGGCUGCAGGGAGCUAUAGUUCUCACCUGAACAACCUCAUUAAGCUGAAGUUGUUCAGGUGACUAUAGUGUCCCUUUAACGCAUAUGAAAAAGAGAAGGAAACACAUUAAACUUAUUUUUGUAUUGUUUAGUUUUAACAAGUCAAUCUCUGCACAAAUGAGAUGUAGCACUGUGAUUUAACAGUUCUAAUAAUUUUACCUAAAAUAGUAUUUUAGUACUACUGUUCUUGAUGGUGAUGUCCAGUGGAAUAUAAUCUCCAGAAAGGUUCAGAAUUGUAGAGUGAGGUUUAUAUCAUGGCACCUUGAACUAGUACAGGAAAAAGUAUGUCCAACUGGGACAGUUUUCUAUGAUUUAAAAUGAAUAUGCUUUUAUUUUAUAAAGUUUAUGUCUUGGUGUAGAUAAAUGGAGAUCAUGUCACGUGUGGAUGAGAUAGUGGUUAUUGGUAUAUAAAAUGUUAAAAAUUGUGAGCAUAUCAUAAAGAAAAAAAGGUCUGUACUCAUUAAGACUGUGUUGGAAUUUCAUUGAAAUUCCUAGGCAGUCAAAUGAUAUAAAAAUAAUACAGAGCAGAGACUAGUUUCUCUUGUGGUAAAUCUCAAACUUUACAAAAGUUUGGUCAUUUCGCAAUAGAAUAUCUCGGGAGGCUCCAUCUGUCUUGCAGGAUCCUCCAUUGACCUCAGCGUUGAACUCUGUGACAUUGUGACAGUACAGCACUGACGUGCGCUCCUGUCAGAUGACACACCAGGAGCUAAUGAUCAAAGAUGGUGUGGCCCUCAGUGUGCAGCAUAAGGUAAGUAUAAAUCAUAUUUGCUGCGUCCCCAUGUUACUCCUUGGGGUGGGGCCUGACUGCAAAGCUAGAUAGAAUCACCUCACUGUAUCUCCAAAGCUCCAUUGCCUAUUUUAGCAGUUUAUUGCUUCCACUUAGCUAGGACAGUGCUCUCUGCUUGUGAGGACAUAUUGAAAAUGGCCCCUGUGCCUCCUGGUGAGCACAGUUGUCCAGGAUAUCGGUUAUGGGAGCAGGAAUUGCAGCUCCAGUGAAAGAGGCCUAGUUAAGCUUGUGAGUCCUGGUUACAUGAGAAAUGGCCGAUCUCCUGCUUUGACUAUGUCUGAGCCUUGUGUCAUCCUCUCAGUGCACAGUCGUCGUCCCCCACCCUAACCCGUUUGUACUAGUGGGAUAUAUUCCAGUCUCCACCAGAAGAAGUGCUGUUUUGUGCUGGUGUACUUUUUUGCUGGGACAUGAUGCAUCCAUGAUGGCAUCCUCUACAGUCACACUGCACCACAUUACAAAGGUGGAAAGCUACAUUCAGUUUAGCAGUCGAUGCUAAAUGUAAGAUUCUGGCAAAAACAUACAUCUGCAGGCCACACAGCUUUCCUCAACUGCGCUCGUGUUGGCAGCUGUGAACCUUUAGUCUCCCUCUGGGUUGAGAACCAAGAUGGGUGUCACAAUCUUCGGAGAAUUCAAGACUCUCUCAGGAAUGCGAUUUGACCAUUGGCAGCGGAAAGUUCAGUGAAUAUUGGGGGCCGGUUCAUACUAAAGCCUGAGCCUGGAGAAGUGGCUCUCUGGGGCUUUGCCAUGAUAGAUUUACCCAUCCUUUUUUUUUUUUUAUUCUUUUUUUUUCGCAGGUGAUAGACAUUGCGUAUAACAUAAUCAUCAGAGCAAAACAUUCCGGGUAACAAUAUACAUGCAUUUGUUAAUGUAUCAUUGUUUUUAAUAAUAAAAUAGCUCGUUACUGCCAUAAAAAUGCCUCAAGUGUUUGCCUUAAUAUCUGUACAUGUCUCUAAAGCGCAUAUGGCCUUGUGGUAACAAGAAACGAAAGGUUAAAUUGUGUGUAUCUAAAGCAGACUGGGCGCUAUAUGUUACCCAAACUUUUAAUUGCUCUAGCUUUACGAGUUUUGGGGUCAGAUGACUUAAAGCCGUUUCUGAUUAGUAAAACCCAUAUUAUUAUUGUUCUAUAUGUUUUAGGUUUUCCUUAUUUUUACUUUACGGAUUUUUAAGCCCAAGAACAGCAGCAUAUAGUGCAACUCUUUCUAACUAUGACCAAUUUGCCAAUGUCUUGGUGGUUUACCAUAGCUUAUAUGGUCUUAUAUAUAACAAGCGACUUUCACAACAGCACAGUUGUAUGCACAGCAAAAUUUAUGUUAUUCCAAGCUCGGCUAUUAGCUAAUCUUGUUUAGAUAUUGAUAUUUUAGAUUUUAGAUUCUAAAUACCCAUGCUGCCGUUAUUUAGUUUCACUCACAAAAUGCAACGUUUAACAAUAUUUCUGUUGUUCUAGAAGAUUGUACUGUAUAAUUUUCUGUGAAUCUACUCCAUAUAAAAAAAUAAAAAAAAUGGUAUGUAACUUAUGUUACUGCUAUAUAUGAUUUCACAUAUGUUUGGUCUGAGUGACACUGUAUAAUUUGUCCUCUGUGCAAUAAAAAAAUAAAAUUACAAAAAAAGACGACUUCAAAAAUCCUAACAACUGCAGUGCAUUGUUGUGGCUAUGGUACCAGGAAAGCCCUGUUGCCCCUCCCAUUGUAUGGAGUCAAACCAUUUUAGAACUGCUUGACCUCUUUCCUGGGGUCCUUUGGAUGCUGCUGCCCACUAUUCAGCAUGAGAGCCGGAAGCUGUAUGUGUAAGCUAAUUUUGAUGGUGCAGGGUUUAGCUCAAUGGCUGAGAAUGAUUAGCUGGCACUCUCCAGCAGUGAGUUAGCCCCAUAGUGAAAGUGGGGAGCAACACCCAUGGAUCGGGUUUAAAAACAACUUCAGUAUGUUUGGUUUUUGGAAUGUUCGUUUAACAUGCUUUAAGUAGCACUCCUCAGCAGAAUGCUUUGCAAGAUUUAGCAAUUAAAGGGACACUCUAAGCAACAUAAAAACCAAAGCUCCCCAUGGUACAUGGAUGCCAUCCUCUACUAAGCCGCAUUGAUCAUGUGGAAUGUAUACUUACACAUUAUCAAUGUCAGUUUUGUUGAAGUAGAAAGUGGUAAUUAAAGUGGAGUGCUGGGGUUGGGUUUGGUUUUGCUUUGACCUCAUUAUGAUUAGCAUUAUGAUAAAAUAUAUUAUUUUUUUGAGAAGCCUGCUCAUUGCAGCAAAAAUUAAAACCAAACAUAAAUGUAACAAAAUAAAAUAAAAUUCUAUUAAUUGCAUAUAGUAUGUGAGGACUGAAAUACAUUUGAUCAAGCACUGCUGCUUUACAUAGUCUAAAUCUAAAUAUAAUGCUAACAAUUUUUUUUUUUUUAAAUAUUUAUUUAUUUAUUUUUUUUUAGGCAUGCAGCGCUUACAAGGCCAGAAGAGCUGUCCUACCAAGUAAUCAGCAUAAAGGCCAGCGAAGUAAGUGGAACAUUGAAAGAAUUCACAUACAGUUGUGUAGAGAUAUAGGUAUCUCAUAAAAUAUCUGCAAGAAAAUGAUAUACAGUUUUUUAUAUAUAUAUAUAUAUAUAUAUAUAUAUAUAUAUAAUUUGAUGUAACCUCAUCUUAAUAUAUUAGAUGCGACGUUGUGGUUAGGUUAUUCCAUGUCAACUGUGGGACAAAAACUACAUGUAUUUUCUUAUUCUUGAUGUUUUCUUCUUUUUCUCGUCCAAGGUAAAGGAGUUCAGAAAUAUACCAUACAUAAGCUAUUAAACAUAUUCCAGUUCUCAAUGUAUAUUGCCACUACAGUUUAUAAAGAUGGGAAUAAAAGGCAAUGGAGGGAGAGAAGAUUAGUGGAAUAAACAUUAUAGUACAUAAUUUAAAUGAAUAAGAUCACAUUGUAUUGUAUUCCUUUAUUCCCUUACAAACUAGGCUUACAAACUGUUAUUUUCUGCGUUUUUACUCAGCGUUAUCUUGGGAUAUCCAACAGUUUUGUUUUCUAGUUUGAAUUUUCUUCUAACACAUAAUUAUUUUAUUUUUAGUAGUGAUUUUUUUUUUUUACCUGCAAAGGCUUGGAGUGGUGACGGGGGUGCGUUUUGCGCCCUGAUAUGCCAACCUUUUUAUGGGUUGGUGGAAGCUGCUCUUUGGAGAUGGUAAUCGUCUUAUUUUGUUCUAUUGGAUUUAAGCUUGAGCAUUUCAUCUUCUUAUAACUGAGUACUAUAGGAAACCAACAGCUGGAGAAUUUCUGACUCUUGGCAUCUAGCUGUCAUCCUAGUCACAUGUUUCCGGGUGAAUUUAUCCAUAUCAUGCGGAAUUGUUCUAAUGAAGAUACAUUUGAAUUUCAUGCAAAAUUACUUAGCGAUCGCUUAAAAACUAGGGGAUAUAGACCUGAUCAAAAUGAUGGUUAGAAUUGAGGUUAUAAAGUUGCUAAAAGCUGUACCAAGAAUCCUUACUUAAGGGAUCUCAAGCCAAAUUUGUCACAAAUUAAGAUAAGAAUUUAACCUCUUGUUCUCAAUAUAGCCAAGAGUUUAGUCAUAAUGUAGACAUUUUUUCAUACAUAUUAUGCCCAUUUUGCCAUUGUCCAUACAUAGGUUUUUAUGCAUUCCUUGUCAUUUUAUUUGUUUGUUUAUUUUAUCCCUAUUUUCCUAUGUUUUGGUGACAGUUUGUUCAUUCCUCACUAGAGGGCAAUAUUGGCAUUUGUAUGAUCUAUGUACUUGAACUUUUAAUAAUAGUUCUCUUGUGAAUAAAGCUUGACAUUAUUAAUAUGCAUAGCAGGGUGUUUAACCUGUUGUUUAGAGGGUUUAUUUAUCCCUAUGAGGAAAGACUGUUGCGUCCGAAACUCUUCCUGUUCCUCCCUGUGUUGUUUAUUGUUAGUACCGAGAAUAAAACCUUUUUUCCCUAUCCUGAUGAGUGCUUGUUUUGGCAUAUUGUACUCAAAAUCACUUUGUAUGUCAUGGCAUCUCUAAGUCUUGUGCUGUUAUCUGCAAGAUAUUUGAUAACAUCUUCUGAGCUUUGGACAAGGUAUACUUAGGUCUAUGAAUUUGAUAUAAAUUCAUGUCAUCAGCUAAUUGUGUGUUUUUUUUUGUUGUUUUUUUCUUGUAUUCAGUAUAUGAUACCCCAACCUUGCCACGAUAUUCCUUUUUUUAUUAUUUAAUAAAGUAGUAUAUUAUGCUUAUUGUAUGUUUGUAUAGCUGCCUAUUUCAAAUGUGUGUGUCUAGCUGUGUACUUUUCCAUUUACUAUUGUAUUGUUUAAUUCCAUGUCCUACUGCUUUAUUUUUAAUGUAUCAUUGGAAAACAAUAACCUACAGACUUGGUGGAGCAGAAUUUUACCAGGAUUUAAGACAUCACCCUUUUACAACUUCUUUCCAUUUUUUUAAAUUUAUAUUCCAAAAUGAGAGUGUAUAGAGUUAUUAAGUAGUAAUGAUGUUUCUUCUCUUUCAGGACCAGGACAGGAAUAAGGAACUUUCUAGAAUCAUGGGAGAAUUUCAGUCAGCAGAAUCAUGUAUACAAAGUACUAGCAAAGGAGAAGAUCUGUUAGCCAUGAUGGAUGGGCUUUGAGGAUUAUGUUGUUACUGUAUUCAUUCAAAAAAGGAUGUCCCUAAAAAUAUUUAAUGAACUUUACAAUCCACUUAAAGAAGAGACAGGAACUGUGGCAAAAUAUAAUCAUUGCCAUUGGUAUGUUUUUGUGAGGAGUUAAAGCAUAUUAAUGGCACAUGUAGCUGUUGCUCAUGGCAUAUUUAGGUGGCUGGUUCACUAAUACCACAUUUUUAGUAGUUUAAAAAAAUCUAUUUCUAAAGAAAGAUGCACCACAAUUAAUAUUUAGUGAGUGGUUAGUAUUAAAAAAGUGUUAUUAUUUCAAUUUAUUGCUGCAACUAUAAGUUUGCACCUUUGUUGACUUACACCAGACGAUGAAGCAAUAUAGUUCUUCCUCUGCCCAUCUAGAUAACCCACCCAACUUGGGGUGUGCACUGUGUACACGGUUUAUAUUCCCACCUCCCCUGACAGAUGCCUUCUGAGCUUAAAUGAAAUAGCCUGAUUAUCCAUUGCACAGUCCAUCUGAUGUACUCUCCUGAACAAAAAAUAAUGGCGGUUAAUUUAGCGUGAUGCUUUAUCUUUCCAGUGCGCCAAAUAAACCAAUUUUAGGAUGAAGAAAAAAGUACAUAGUGUAAUUUUCAUGCAUGCACUGAAUGCAUUCCUCCCUUAUUCGCACCAAACAAUCAACUUCCACUGACUGACAACCCAUGCUGCCUUUGCUUUUUUUCUGGAGGACAACAUUCACUUGCGCCUGCACUACAGUCAACUACUUGUAUUAGCAACUUUGUACACAGUGAUAACAAUACAGGUAAAUGUAAUGCUUUGCAACCUGCUUAGUCAUCUAGCAAGUAUACUUGAAAUUCUUUGUUCUAAUACCACCCAUUGAUAGUUCUAUGAAAUAAAAAAAUCUACAUCUUGCAUUUAUAA